AUGACGACUGAAAAUAAGUUAAAAAAUAAAUCUGUGUGUAAAGUGUAUGAGGAAGUUGAUAAUGUUACAGAUUUGAUAUGCGUGUUGUUACUGAGCGGCGUGCAAAAGAACGACUUGGACGUAAAUACACUGAGGAAGUUGGAACAGCGUAAUGUAAACAUACACGAUGUGAACAAUGAAGAAUUAGGCAGCGAAUGUUUACAAAAUGAUGGUAAAACACGAAUGCAAGCAGAGGAAGUAAUGAAUGCUUUACUAAAAAAUACACCUGUCCAAGUAAAAACGAAAGAAUUAAAAUAUAAUACUAUAGUAAACAAAGAAUAUGAAAAUUAUAACCAAAAAUCUAUUGGAAAUACGAGCAUCAUGAUGCGAGACAGAAGAACUGCAACCACUGGGCAGUUUUUUGAAGAACCUACAAAAAUGCUCAUUAACAGUUAUCAUACAAAUGAAAUAACUACAGAAAGCGAACCAAAAUUAGAAAAAGUAAUAAAUUUUUGGCAAACAUUGGUCAAAAGAAACAGAAAGAUGACGACAGAUAGUUCAAUAAUCAAAAAGGAAAAUGAUAUCAGCUACUACAAAUUUAUGAAAAUAGAGAAUACUACACCAUCAGAAAGUAAAAUAGAGAAACCACAAAACUUAAAAGUUAUGACUGACAAUGAUUUAGAAAACGCAAAUAUAGUUGAAGGUGGAUAUUUAAACAACAUGCUAUCCGAAUAUAUUACUCAACAAAAAACGUCCAUACAAACAAGUACAACUACGAAAAGAAGUGAUGAUAUUGGUAUCGAAAAUGAAAGUGUAAACUUAGUAACAGAUGACGACAGUGACAUAUUUAAAUACCUUUUGAAUGCACCAGAUAAAGAAAGUUCAGAAACACAUAAUAUAAAUGGCCAUUUAAGUAAAUAUUCGUACGAAUUCAAUUUCUCAAAACGAAAAUAUCCGAAUAAAAAAUCAGAGCACGGUAAAAAUCGUCGUCAAUCUUUUGAGGAUGAUGAAGACCUAAAUAACAUUUUCGUGCGUGAUUUUGAUUUUAUGAAAUCAAACAAAGAAUUAGAAAAUGACAAACAGACAACAAUCCAACAUUUACUUCUAAAAAAUGAAAGAACUGACAACACUAGAGGUGAAAGAUCAAAAAAUAUCUAUAAUUUAUUCAACUAUUCUACUACUACUUUACCAUCAGAGAUAAUCAAGAAAAUUGCGGAAGAUGUUAAAGCUCUAGUGUUGAAGGACUUAAAUAAAGAUAUGGGACUGGCUAAUUCAACAGUUUUAUAUGUCACUACAACAAAAGGACCAACAUCGACAACACCCCGCAAUCAAGAAGAAAUCAGGAAGAAAAAGUUCGAGACAUCAUACGUCAUUGAUAAAAUUAUGGAAAUAUUACAAAAAUACAAAACAGAAAAAGAAAGCGACGUUAUGCACACAACUGAACAAAAUAAUGAAAAAAAAGUAUUUUACACUCAAAAAAUUGUAUACCCUCCUCUGUUACCUCCUAUUGAUAAUUAUGCUAUGAAGCCAGCAACUAAUUUACCUCAAUUAAAUUAUUCACUCAAAUCUGCACAGCAUACAAAGAAAGUUGCGAGGCUAAAAUUAGAUAAUCCAAAACAAAAACCUUUUAAUCCGAUAAGAAGUCUACCACCACAUGUCAAUUCUGUUAAUAGUGCAAACAUUUUUAAAACUAUGCCACUAACGAUUCAAACGAAUUUGAACGAAAUACCUCCAUUGAGUGUUUCAGUCUCAAAUCCCUUAGCAUUGGUAAGUCAUAAUAUAAUUAUCAGUACAAGACGUCCUUUACAUAAUAAAUUACGAUAUGUUCCAACCGGAAAUAAUAAAUUAGUAAACAAUAAAAAAUCAGUAAUAGGUGCAGCUAAAAGAAUUCGCGAAGAAAAAUUACCAAAAGAAAGAAUUCAGAAUGAUAAAGAUUAUGAUGACAGUGAUGUAAAAAAUGUAAUUAAAUUUAAAAUUAUGGAUAAUGAAGGUUCCGAAAAUUAUGACUACGAAAACUUAAGGAGCAAAUAUUAUAAAUCGCACCGCGAUAGUUUUAACCGUUUAGGUUUGCAUAAUCAAAACAACAUACAACGGUUUCACGAAAAACUCGAAAAAUACCAGCCUAAAGUUAUUUACGAAGACGCGGAUGAAGAAGAUUGCUGCAAAGACGCAAUAUUUCAAAGGGAACAACGCCCUCUUACGGAUAUGAACAGGCGUGAUGACACGUCCUUCAAGAAGCUACUGAGAACUCAGCAGAAAGUUACUGAUAUGCUAGAGCGAAUGUUAGCUAAAACGAAACUGGAACAACCACUCAGUGUCGAAACAACAUGA
This is a messenger RNA of Parnassius mnemosyne (clouded apollo), 2310 nucleotides long. NCBI's taxonomy places the organism in Eukaryota, Metazoa, Arthropoda, Insecta, Lepidoptera, Papilionidae. The record is from the annotation of a GenBank genome assembly.